Coprinopsis cinerea okayama7#130 is the source of this 780-nucleotide messenger RNA. RefSeq lists its product as hypothetical. Bases 1 to 780 code for a protein of 259 amino acids. The transcript has 4 exons. The record is from RefSeq and is a predicted model, not a curated record. Lineage: Eukaryota; Fungi; Basidiomycota; Agaricomycetes; Agaricales; Psathyrellaceae.
AUGUCGAAUUCGACAUCGCUGCCCCAUGUAUAUGAAGCCCUUGACCAAGACCCAGAGAAUGGAGGGUUCAACGGCCAACCAAGACCCACCAGGUCGAUCUAUGCAUUGACGCGCAGCGAAAUCCUCAGAGGAGUCGCGAACAGAUUCGUACAUUCGCGGGCCUACAUCCUCUUAUACCUGUCUAUGGCUGCUCUGUCAAUCACAACCGUUAUCCUAAGUCUGCAGGACGGAUGCCCGGGAGUUGCAUUCUUUGUCCUCGAGGUUAUCAUCAAUACGACCCUGAUCCUCGAAGUUGGAAUCCGGUUUGUUGCAUUAGGAAAGCAAUUCUGGCAAUCACCAUUCAACGUUGUUGACCUGAUUCUGACCAUGUUCUGUGCAUUGACCUUGCUCAUUCUCGUCUUUGCCAGCUGCGGGGCUGGGAGCAAGGAGGAACAGAUUUUUGAUACCCUUCUAUUGGUCGCGCGGAACAUAUUGCAGUUCGGCCGGUUGGCCAAUGUUAUGAGACAGUCUGGACAGUCGAUAUUCUCUCGCCCCAAGCCGAUUGACAUCAAUGCAGCCCGUCGCGCAGGGUUUGGGAUGGAGCUGGAUGUGGAAAGUGACGAGGAGGAUGAGGUCAAUCGCCCGCUGGUCCGGAGCCCGAUCCUGUUUGAUGCGGAGGGCACGCGACUGGAAGAUCGAGCCAACAGCAACGGAGCACGUAACAAGUUUACGGACAUGCCCCGGGCUGCGCAGGCAGUUCGGGAUCGGGACGCAGAGGACAUGUGGGCAGAGCUUGGGUGA